AUGGCGUCGGCCGCUCCGUCCGCCCUGCCGCCGCUGCGCGUCUCGUCGUCCACUGCGUCCAAUAUGCACGUGACGGCCUCCGACAUCAGCCUCUACAGUCGCUCAGACGAAGAAGGAGCGAACGCCGACGAAGAGAACGCUGCGCCGCACGAGGACGAGCGCCUCGCGGCUCGAGCGCUCGCGAGCGAACAAGAGACCGGCGACGAAGGCGCGACACUGGGCCAAGAGCUGCUCGAGGCGCUGCGUCUGGGCACGAGCAACUUUCUGCUGGCGUACAACACGCGCGCGGGCAUUGCGACGCUGCUCCGACUGCUGAAGUUGCUGCAGCGGCGCGAGUGGAGGGCCGCGACGGACCUGCGGCAGCUACUGGACGAGCGACAGGUCCGGUUUCGCGUCGACGCGGUGCAGCUCGGACUCUUUGUCGGCUGGUUCACAGGUGGCUACAGAGCCGUUCGCGCGCUACUUCUCGUGGCUCUGCGACGGUCGAGGGCCCGGCCGACGCAGCAGCUCGAAGAGGAGGAGAAAGCGGUGGAAGGACUGGCAGCACUCGGGUCUGGUGCUGUGGCAGCUCUGGCGUUGGGUUUCGUAGACGCAAAGCGACGACGGUCGAUGGCGCUGUAUGCGCUGACGAGGGCACUGCAGUGUGGCUACAACACGGCCAAGCGACGGCAGCGCUGGCACUUUUGGGGAAGUGACUGGCCAUACGGUGACGCACUGCUGUUUGCGCUCUCGAGCGCACAGGUCAUGUACGCGUACGUGAUGCGGCCGACGACACUGCCGUCAGCUUACUUUUGGUUUAUCCAGCGCACGGGGCCAGUGGAGAUGGAGACACUGGAGUUGGCACAGCAGGUGAAUCGAGGAAUUCCGGUCCGUGCCGCGACGCUGCAGAAACUGUUGGAUCGAAAACCAGGCAUUUCCAGGGACUUUCCUUUGCCGACACAGAUCGUUCCGUGCCGACUUGUGCAUUCGAAUGCCGACUCGUGUGUCGUGGGCGCACUGCUGUGCUACAAACGCGUUCUGCUAAAGACGUUCCCGCUCUACCUGUCACUCUUCAUCGUGCCAGGUGUGGUGAUCCACUUCAAGCGCUUUUUGCGUGCUCCGUUUCGGACGCUUGCCCGCUCGACGCUGAACGCGACGCGAUCCAAUUGCUUCCUCGCGUCCUUUGUGACGCUCUAUUUGUCCCUUGUGUGCGUCCAUCGUCGCGUCGCCAGUAAGGAUCACCGCUUCGUGUAUUAUUUGGCCGGACUGCUGGCUUCAACGACGAUUCUGCUGGAACCCAAAAGCCGGCGCUCUGAGCUCGCGCUGUACGUAUUGCCACGCGCUCUUGACAGUCUGGCGAUGAUCUUGCGCGACCGCGGAAUCUGCACAGGUUUCAAGCACGGGGAAGUGGCGCUCUUUUCGGUCUCGAUGUCGGUGAUAAUGUACUGCUACGAGCACGAGAGCGAGUCGAUGAGCCCCUUUUUGUACAAUACGAUGAGACGUUUCAUGCAGACCUCGACUGACAAGAAGCGGUUGUAUGUGGCAUCGCUCGAGAAGAAGGAAAGACGUCUAUCGCAGGCAGUAGCGCAGACUUUGAUGGCUUCUGAAUCUGCUUAA
Molecule: messenger RNA, 1596 nt
Organism: Hyaloperonospora brassicae
Lineage: Eukaryota; Oomycota; Peronosporomycetes; Peronosporales; Peronosporaceae
Source: the annotation of a GenBank genome assembly